CGCGGUAAUCAGACUCGGGGAAUGUACCUCGGCUGUCCUGCCAGGUUUUUUCUGCUGCUACACAUUUUCAGGUACUGCUUCCUGCGAAAUGGAGACAACGGUGUACACUUCAGCUGUGAAGUAAAGGAAAAUCAGGGGGAGGUUGUACGACGGUUUGUGGCCUACAUCUGAACUUGUUCAUCUUGGCCAUAAAGGAACCCCUUAAACUGGUGUGACUUAAAACAAGGGCAGAUCAUCUCACACACCUGCACACCUCCUAAAUCAGGUUUCUGCCACCAUGUCCUAGAUAGCAGUCUAUUUCCUGAGCAUCUUCCUUAAACCCUAGUCCCUCUUUCCGUCUUCCUUCUCCAUACCAUCUCUAAUCCCCGAUCCCAAUGUGGUAAUUGCUGGUCACAGCACCAGUGGCGCCCAGUUUGGCGUGAUGAGCAGCCUGCACCAGCAGCAUCAUGGCAGCACAGGCUCAGAGCGAGAUCUUCACUCUGCUGGCUCCUCUGUUAGCCUCCCCACAGUUAGAAAGACUCCCAAGAAGCGCCGUCUUUCUCUCCAUGCAAUCUUUGGGCGCCGACGCCGGCCCGAACGUGACCCCAAGCGCAAGGCGAAGGCUCUGCAAGCUGAAGUUGGGGUGGAUGGUGUCGUCAGCCUCGAAACUGCACAGGUAGAGACUUUGCAGGAUAAAACUGCAACCAACUCUCCAUUAGAUGUAGCGUCAACUUCUUCAGUGCCAGGGUCUUCGUCAGAGCUGCUGGAGUGCCCUUUGUGCCUACUGCGCCACGCACGCGAUCACUUCCCAGACAUCAUGACCUGCCACCACCGCUCCUGCGCAGACUGCUUGCGACAGUAUCUGCGCAUCGAGAUCUCAGAGUCCCGAGUCAACAUCAGCUGCCCCGAGUGUGCUGAGCGCUUCAACCCCCACGACAUCAGGAUGAUCCUGGGAGACCGAGCCCUCAUGGACAAGUACGAGGAGUUCAUGCUGAGGAGGUGGCUGGUGGCUGAACCUGACUGCCGCUGGUGCCCAGCCCCUGACUGUGGUUAUGCAGUCAUUGCAUUCGGAUGUGCCAGCUGCCCAAAGAUCACCUGCGGGCGUGAGGGCUGCGGGACAGAGUUCUGCUACCACUGCAAACAGCUGUGGCAUCCCAACCAGACGUGCGACACCGCACGGCAGCAAAGGGCCCAACACUUCCGGCUGAGGAGUUUCAGGUCGUCCUCACUCAGCUACAGCCAGGAGAGCGGCGCUGCAGGUGAUGACAUCAAACCAUGCCCUCGCUGUGCAGCCUACAUCAUCAAGAUGAACGAUGGAAGCUGCAAUCACAUGACCUGCGCCGUCUGCGGCUGUGAGUUCUGUUGGCUUUGCAUGAAGGAGAUCUCUGACCUGCACUAUUUAAGUCCAUCGGGCUGCACCUUCUGGGGGAAGAAGCCGUGGAGCAGAAAGAAGAAGAUCCUGUGGCAGCUUGGCACAUUGGUGGGUGCUCCUGUGGGUAUCGCCCUUAUUGCUGGCAUCGCCAUCCCUGCAAUGAUCAUUGGCAUCCCUGUCUAUGUGGGCAGAAAGAUUCAUACUCGCUAUGAAGGCAAAGACAUCUCCAAACACAAGAGGAACCUGGUGAUAGCUGGCGGCGUGACGUUGUCUGUGAUCGUGUCUCCUGUGGUUGCCGCGGUCACUGUUGGAAUUGGCGUUCCCAUCAUGCUUGCGUACGUCUACGGUGUUGUCCCGAUCUCCCUGUGCCGGAGCGGAGGUUGUGGAGUCUCUGCCGGCAAUGGGAAAGGAGUGCGAAUUGAGUUUGACGAUGAAAAUGACAACAUAGGCAACGGUGCUGCAGCCACAGACACAACCUCAGUAGCGGAGACUCGCCUCAACAACGCCAGCCUCGGCGAUGGUGCGAGUGUUGGUGGUCUGACGGGCCUGAGCCUCAGUGUGAGCGGAAGCAACAUGGAGCGCUGCGGCGUAAGUUCCACCCAGCGGGAUAACAUGAGUGACAAUGCCAGCACCACAGCCCUCGCUGGGACCAGCAUCACCGGAAGCCUCUCGGGCAGCUGCUACAACCGGAUGGAAGUCCAGGCCGACGUCCAGAAGGAACGCUGCAGCCUUAGUGGGGAGUCUGCCACAGUCAGUCUGGGGACGAUGAGCGACAACGCAAGCACAAAAGCCAUGGCGGGGUCCAUCCUCAACGCCUACAUGUCUCUGGAAAGAGACAACAGUCUGGAGGUGCAGGCAGACGUGGAGUCUAAGCAGGAGAAGGUGAGACACGGAAGCGCCAGCAGCAGCCUGGAUGAAGCCAGCUGUAGUAGCAGCUCUGCUGGCCUGAAAGGAGCUACGUGCUUGUGUCCCUCCACCUGUCGCUGUGCUCAGCAAGCCAACCACUCCUGCCCCUGCCCGGCGUGGUCAAAGGAUGCCUCCACCUCUGGGGUCAAAACGAGCAAGGGCAAGCGUUGGAAAAAAGCCAGCAGCAUCAGCAAAGGAGAGGCAAAAGUUAACGAGAUCCAAACAGACAUGGACACUCAGCUUCUGGAGCAGCGCAGCACUAAUUCCUCAGAGUUCGAUUCUCCGUCCCUGAGCGGCAGCCUUCCUUCUGUGGCUGAGUCGCACUGUAGCCACUUCUCAUCUGAGCUCAGCUGCUCAGACCCCGAGACCUCGAGACCGGCUCCUGCACCCUGCUCUCCCCCGAUGGACGCCCACCCUCAUAAUCCCAUCAGCGCCUUCAGUGACGUCACCAUCACGCCCAUGCCAGAGGUGGAACACGACCGCCUUGAGCACUUCCCGCCUCAGAUUAGCCACUCAGCCUUCACCUGCCGCCUGCUGUCUUCAUCUCCACCUGCUUCGCCAAAAGAGGGAAGUAGCGGGACGUUUCUGUACAUCAGCGAGGAGAGUGUUGGUGACACAGAGCCAGAGAAGGAUGAGAGCUUGAAGGAGACCAUUUGCAGCGCUGUGCAGCCUGUAAACCAAACGAGAAAACGCUGUAUACAAACGGACAUCUAAAGGAGCUCUUCAGGCAUGAUACUGCACAAACACAGGAAGCUCAGUUAGCCUUAUCACCCAGUGCCACUGUUAAACGCAGGCACCGUCCCUACCCUCCAUGCAUCUUGGGAAGCUGGUGAUCAAGAUUAAGGCUAUAAAUGAAUUAUAUAUAUAUAUAU
Molecule: messenger RNA, 3129 nt
Organism: Pundamilia nyererei
Lineage: Eukaryota; Metazoa; Chordata; Actinopteri; Cichliformes; Cichlidae
Product: E3 ubiquitin-protein ligase RNF19A-like
Exons: 10
Coding region: 422-2971 (849 amino acids)
Biological process (GO): protein ubiquitination
Molecular function (GO): zinc ion binding; ubiquitin-protein transferase activity
Source: RefSeq, a predicted model, not a curated record